CUGGAACGUAACAAAUUAUCACACGGUCAUCGUAGGUAAUUAAUGUAAUAAGACGCAUGAAAUGACGAUUAAAUUCAAUUGAUAAUUAUUUUAUCCGAUAGUUUCUGUUCGGUUGUGCCGGUGUGAAAACAAUAAAAAAAAAAAAAAAAACACAAAAAAUCGCGUACAGCAUAAAACGUACACACAACCAAUACAACGCGCGUUACACGCUCCACCGUAUUACGCGUUCCGACCGCGUAACAUUGCGAAACACGAUAACAGUCGAUGCCCACUGCCGCCCGUGAACGCGUUCAUGUCCCAGGGUGUCCGUUAUUAAUCACAGCGGAACCCGUACGUGACGGACACCUCUCUCAACGGGCGGUUGUGACGAGUAGGAGCCGGCCGUUCCAACGUGUGGUCGAACUGCACGCGUUACGGACGUCUUUCUGUCGCGGACGUCAAUACUUUUCACCCCCCCGAUACUUCGACGACCGCGGACGGCCCGUCCGCGUUCGAAGUCGAACGCGUCGCAAACGUUUACAAACGCGCACCGCGCCACGGCGUCGCCGGUCUAUUUUGAACACGGAUUGCGAUUGGUUGUACGUUCUACACCGCCGGUCGCAAAGACAAUGUAAAUCGUGUCGACGGGAUAACCAGAAACACGCACGAAACGUUCGAGAGCUUGUCCGGCGCUCCGGUAUUCCGCGUCGCGUUUCCGCCCCGUCCGUUUCGUGUCUGUAUUCCCCAACAAUGUCACCGCCCGUACCGCGCAAAACUUUCGGUUCGAAUCGUAAGGUGGACGUGGUUCGUUGUAAAGACCCGAGCCGUUCGUCUACUCGUAGACUUGCCGACAAAUUCGGCAUCGGCAACACGCGAGCUGCCGUAGUCACGAGGAACACAGAAGACAGAAUCCCACCGGUUCCCAGAGGAACGGGCCAGGCGAGUUGA
This is a messenger RNA of Cinara cedri, 927 nucleotides long. The record is from the annotation of a GenBank genome assembly. NCBI's taxonomy places the organism in Eukaryota, Metazoa, Arthropoda, Insecta, Hemiptera, Aphididae.